CGCACAGCGUACAGCUCUCGCAACAUGUCUUCAUUCACUCAGCCAGUGCCAGUAGUUGCCUGCGGCAGAAUACCCACGAUGGGGAAAUCAAUCUCCCAGCACCUACUGCCGGAAUACCAAGUCAUCCACUUCAUCCUGUCAUAUGAGGCUGCAGAGGCUGAGCUCCCGCAUCUGCUUGCAGGUCGCGAUCCUCAGUCUCGGAGUCCCAAUGAAAUCGGAACCCACGAUUACAGCCAGCCUCCUCGCGCGGUAAUCUUCGGUCGCGGCUAUGAGCCUCAGCAGGUUGAAGAACUUAAGAAGAAAUUCGCGGGUGUUCCCAAAGAACCUGUUGCUUGGGUGAGGGGGAACCCAGCGGACUUGCCUGCCGGGGCCGCUGGGCCUGAGUAUGCUCAGAAUGUCGCGGCGGAUAUGAAGAAGGUGCUUCAAAAAUGGAGGGACGGGGGAGGAAAGGAUGAGGAGGUUUUGGUGUACUAGUUGCUUUGUCGGGAGAGGUUAUCUAAUACCUUACUUUUUGCCAGUUCGAGUCUCCCUAACACAAAAUGAUUGAAGGGCCGAUAUCAAGGAUAUUUGUAAGUAGUU
This is a messenger RNA of Aspergillus welwitschiae, 579 nucleotides long. RefSeq lists its product as uncharacterized. The record is from RefSeq and is a predicted model, not a curated record. Bases 25 to 474 code for a protein of 149 amino acids. Lineage: Eukaryota; Fungi; Ascomycota; Eurotiomycetes; Eurotiales; Aspergillaceae. The transcript has 2 exons.